GUAAUAAUGAGGUUAUGGUUCUUGUUGACGUGUAAAGGUGUCAAAAUUCAAAAAUCAGAUUCAAAACAGCCACGUUGGAAGUGUCAGUGUAAUUAAUAUUUAUUCAAAGUUAAUUUCAAUGAAUUAUAUAAAAAGAAGUAAAUAAGAAUAGAUACAAUGAAAGUGAAAGACAUUGAACGUACAGCCAAUGUGGCUUGGUCCCCGAAAAGCCACCACCCCAUAUACUUGGCUGCUGGCACAGCUGCCCAGCAAUUGGAUGCUUCUUUCAGCACCAACGCAGCCCUAGAAAUCUACUCUCUGAACCUCUCUGAACCCGGUCCUGAUACCAAACUGGUGUCUUCAGUGCCCAGUGACCAGAGGUUUCACAAGAUAAUUUGGGGCCCUCAUGGCAGAGAAGAAGCUGGAACUAUCAUUACAGGGUGUGAUGGGGGCUUGGUGCAAAUUUAUAGUGCCUCCAAGUUGCUUAAAGGGGAACAUGGUAUUAUUGGGAAGCAGGAGAAGCAUGUGGGGCCAGUGCAUGCCAUGGAUUUCAAUAAUUUCCAGGAUAAUUUGUUUGCUACUGGUGCUGGGGAAUCAGAAAUUUUCAUUUGGGAUUUGAAUAAUACUAGUUCUCCCAUGUCACCAGGAACAUAAAGCCAACCCACAGAAGAUGUCCUUUCUGUUGCUUGGAAUAAGCAAGUUCAACAUAUUUUAGCUUCCACUUUUCCUUCAAAAUGUGUGAUUUGGGAUUUGAGAAAGAAUGAACCUAUCAUAAAAUUGACAGAUACUGUUUCAAGAAUCAGGUGGAAGGUUGUUGCUUGGCAUCCUGAGGUUGCCACACAACUUUGUUUAGCAUCAGAGGAAGACCAUUCACCGAUCAUCCAGGUGUGGGACCUGAGGUUCGCCACCUCCCCCCUCAAAACCCUCGAGAAUCACCAGAGGGGGGUGCUGUCUAUUUCCUGGUGCGCCGAGGACUCCGAUUUGUUGGUUUCCUGUGGAAAAGACAACCGCAUUCUCUGCUGGGAUCCGAACUCCAAUCAACAAAACGGAGAAGUGUUGGCAGAGGUGGCAAAAACGAACCAGUGGAGUUUCGAUGUAGCAUGGUGUCCAAGGAAUCCCGCCCUAAUAGCCUCACCAAACUUCGAGGGACACAUUUCGGUGUAUUCAGUAAUGGGAGGAAGGACGCAACAAAUCCAAACGACAGACAAAAUAGCCGACAGUUUUCCCGGCAUGGACGGCUACGUUCAGGCUCAGGCACCUGCGCCUAGGCCGAGCCUAGGCACAGAAAGCGCCGAUUUGAGUAAACCGCCCAAGUGGUUGAAGAGACCCGUCGGAGGAAGUUUCGGGUUCGGAGGCAGACUCGUCACCUUCGAAAACGACAAGACGGCCUUGAGCCAGGCUGUCAGUGACGUGCAGCCCGUCCCUGUCCCGAGAACCGUCCGCGUCAGUCAGGUGGUGACCGAGCCGGACCUGGUGCGCAAAUCCAGCGAAUUGGAGAAGGCCCUGGAAUGCGGGGAUUUCGGCGAUUAUUGUCGCAGUAAAUCCGAACAAACGAACGAUCAACACAAAAAGUACAUCUGGCACUUCAUCAAGGCCAACUUCGAAGUCAGUCCUAGAGCGGAGUUGUUGAAUUUGUUGGGUUACAGCAUCGAGGAUGUCAAUAAUAAAUUGAAUAAGUACAUACCCAGAGAUCUGCAUAGCGAUGUCGACGGAUUAGCGGAUGAUCUGAAGAACAUCAAUAGGAUAGAUGAUGCCUCAUUCAAUGAUCCUUUCGAAUCGUUAGUGAGUCAAGAUGGAAAGAAGACCGAACUUUUCAAAAUAAAUACUAGCGAUGAUAAUGUUGGACUUAUAACACAAGCACUUCUAUUGAACAACGUGGAGGCUGCAGUUGGACUUUGUUUGAAGGCCAAGCGAUUUGCCGAUGCCUUGAUUAUUGCAACAACGGGUGGUGCAGAUCUUCUGGCAAGAACACAGCACAAAUACCUGGAACAGGCGGAAGGCUAUGUGUCCUCGCUAAUCGCGGCCAUAGUUUCGGAAGAUUGGGGCAGCAUCAUCAACAACUGCGAGAUCGGCAGCUGGAAGGAGGCGUUCGCAGCCAUUUUGACGCACGCCUCUGACGACGAUCUGCCGGCUCUUUGUGAACAGUUGGGCAAUAGAUUAGAAGAGGAAAGCACCAUCGACCCGAAAUAUUCGCAAGACGCGCAACUCUGUUAUAUUUGCGCGGGCAGUUUCGACAAGUUGGUGGCCAGCUGGAGCGGCAACACUGCUAAAUCGACAGACGAUCUGCAAGAGUUGAUCGAGUUGGUGACUUGCUUGCAGAAAGCUGUGGAAAGACAAGGGAGACACGUGAAGAUAUCAGGUGCGUUUGCGGACACUCUAUCGCACUAUGCCUCUCUUCUGGCCUCCCAAGGGGACCUCUCCACCGCCCUCAACUAUCUGGGCGGCUCCACCGAUGACAGGGUGGUCUCUUUGAGAAACCGCCUCCUGGUGGCGCUCGGCCAGAAACCUUUGAAUGUGCAGGAAGUGCGGCAGCAGCAGAGCAGAAGAGCGAGUCAGAGACAAUCGUUCAGCAAUUAUCUGGCCUCGGGCGGUGGGUUCGGCAAUGCCAAUCAGUAUCAAAGCGUCCAGCAGCAACCGCCCGCUGCGUUCGGCCAGGGCCAAUUCGGUCAGCAGCCGUGGCAGCCGCAGUUCGUGCCGCCUCCCUCGGCUGCCGCCUCUGGAUUCCCCACGCAGCCGCAGAGGGCGUUCUCGCCCCAGCAACAGCCGCCCCCGCUUUCGGAGCCGCCCCGGCCGACCAGCGUCGGCUCCAAUCAAGGGACUUCGACCGGUCUACCAUCCAGAAAAUAUCUACUCGACCCCUCAGUGUCUUCCAACCCUUACGGCUCAGCGAGAACCCAAAUCGCUCCCCAACCUAACAACUCUUUCCAACACACCCCAUUCAACCCUAUGCCAAUCAACCAAAAUCCACCCCAACAACUCCUUUUUGUCUAAUCCAGCUCCGAUUUCCGGUUUUGAUGCUCCUAUUCUGAAUCCCGCGGGGAAUGCUGUGACGUCAUCGGGUUCUACAGGUGGUUACGGAGUUGAGGCGAGUCAUGGGUUCGCAGCGCCGUCUGGAUGGAACGAUCCGCCGCCGAUUAGUAGUCGGGUUUCUAAGAUUCAACAAAAACCAGCAGCCCCUCUGGCCGAUCCCAUCACACACCCCCUGUACGGGACGGCGCCCCAGUCCAACGGCUACCCGGACCCAGCACACCCCACCCCUCCCCUCCAUCCGUACGGGGGCGUGGCCAGGCAGGACUCGACGGCAGCGUACGCCCCGUCCCAAGCUAUGGGGGCGGGACACAACCAGGUGUACGCCCCUCCCCAAACGUUGGGGGCGGUACCUAAUCAGAUGUACGCUCCGCCCCAAGCAUUGGGGGCUGGACCAAAUCAGAUGGCCAAAUCAGUUCGCGCAGAGCGUCGAUCCGGGCGGUUUCAAUCGGAACGCGGUGGGGGGCGGGAACGUGGCACAGCAGCUGCAGGAUGUGCAAGGAAAUGUGAGAGAAGCUACUCCCCAACCCGUACAAAAAGCGCCCAUACCAGAAGAGCACUUACAUAUGAAGACGGUGCUGGAUGAGUUGAGACAUCAGUGUAGUUGUGCCGCUAAUAAUCCGCAAACCAAAAGAAAACUGGAAGACGUGGGCAGAAAAUUGGAAACGCUAUAUGACUCAUUGAGAGAACACAAGGUGAGUUGAACA
This is a messenger RNA of Phaedon cochleariae (mustard beetle), 3713 nucleotides long. Lineage: Eukaryota; Metazoa; Arthropoda; Insecta; Coleoptera; Chrysomelidae. The record is from the annotation of a GenBank genome assembly.